Molecule: messenger RNA, 7790 nt
Organism: Antechinus flavipes (yellow-footed antechinus)
Lineage: Eukaryota; Metazoa; Chordata; Mammalia; Dasyuromorphia; Dasyuridae
Product: probable polypeptide N-acetylgalactosaminyltransferase 8
Exons: 13
Coding region: 290-2242 (650 amino acids)
Cellular component (GO): Golgi apparatus
Source: RefSeq, a predicted model, not a curated record
AGGGUUAUAUCUGCCCCAGGCAUAUAGACUUCCCCCAGCAGAAUGGGUGGAUGAAAACAAUUUGUUCUAGUGGUCUUGAAGGUGAUUGAAGCAGGUGCUGUGGAGCACUUAGAGCUUGGUCAGACAUCAAAGGUACCAAAGUCAUCCACUGUACCUGGGACAUUGUUAGUGAUCUUGAUUUUUGUCCUGCCACUGGACUUUGAGGCUUCAUUGAUGUUAACUUGUGACCUUUCCUUAUCACUACCCAAAGGAACUGGGAGUUGAGCCAGUGGGAGUAAAUAAGUAAAAGAUGAUGCAAAGGAAAAGUAUUCCAAGAAUCUUUUCCAUAGGCUUGAUACUGCUCUGCAUAUUCCACAUCCUCUUUGUAUUUUAUACAAAGAGAAUUAUCCAGAAGUUGAAUUCAGAAAGAGUCCAACAGGGGAAGAAUCCCUUUCGUCUUUCCACCAGGGAUGCUGCUGCAAGGAAACAUUUGUCUUUCCUAGAUCUCAACUCCACAAGACAUAUCCUGAAGGCAAAUGAUGUGAAGCAUCCAGAAGCCAUUGACAAGCCACCAAUAAGGUUGGAGGAUGAAGGGAAGCAGAUCUCAGAAGCACUAGAUGCUAAGACCAAGAAGAGGAUACCACUUUUCCUGGAGUGGAGGCAAGGCCUGACCAAGGCUCAGAGAAAACAAGCCUGGUUCCUCUUUCUCAAGUUUGGUUACAAUGCUUACCUCAGCAAUGAGCUUCCCUUGAAUCGAUCCAUCCCUGACACUCGAAGUUCAAGGUGUCUCAAGAAGAAAUAUCCCAACCAGCUCCCAACUCUUGGUGUUAUUCUCAUCUUUAUGGAUGAAGCCAUGUCAGUUAUACAACGUGCUAUCACCAGCAUCAUUGAUAGAACCCCUUCUCACCUGCUGAAAGAACUCAUUCUGGUGGAUGAUUUUAGUUCACAUAGUGAUUUAAAGGGCAAAUUAGACAAGCAGAUGGAGCUUUAUGCUCUCAAGUACCCUGGAUUGCUGAAAUUGAUACGUCACACCAAGAGAAAAGGGAUUGCUGGGGCUCGAAACUCAGGCUGGCAAGCUGCCACAUCAGAUGUAGUUGUCAUCUUGGAUGCUCACAUUGAAGUGAAUAUUGGGUGGGCAGAACCCAUCUUGGCUCGGAUCCAGGAGGACCACACUGUGAUUGUAACACCCAUGUUUGACAACAUUCAUUUCAAUAGCUUCAAGGUUAUUCCACAUUCACUGGCUGCCUAUGGCUUUAACUGGCUUCUGUGGUGUCGUUAUGAUCCUUUGCCAAAAGAUUGGCUUGCUCUGAAUGAUGAUACUGCACCAGUGAAGAGUCCUUCCAUUUUUGGCAUCUUUGGGGCAAACAGGUUGUUUUUGGAAGAGAUUGGACUACUAGAUGGAGGAAUGCAGAUCUAUGGAGGAGAAAAUGUGGAACUCAGCCUGAGGGUGUGGCAGUGUGGGGGCAAGAUUGAGGUCUUACCCUGUUCCCGAGUUGCUCACUUAGAGCGAGCCCACAAGCCCUAUGCUCUGAAGCUGGGAUCGGCCAUAAAACACAAUGCUCUUCGGGUGGCUGAAGUGUGGAUGGAUGAGUACAAAUCCAUGGUCUACUUUUUUUGGAAUCUGCCUCUAAAGAACCCAGAAAUCGAAUAUGAAGAUAUUUCUCCUAGGAAGGAACUCCGAAAGAAACUGAAAUGCAAAAGUUUUGACUGGUAUCUCAAAAAUGUGUAUCCCUCUCUAAAGCCAAUUCAAAGCAUUGUUGGCUAUGGAAAAAUGAAGAACUCUGCAAAUGAAGACUUCUGCAUUGAUGAGGGACCAUUUUCAUCAAAUACUCCAGUCAUGAAAAAUUGUAAAGAGUACAGAUCACAGCUCAUUUUCUAUUGUAGGACAGGAGAAUUCUAUGUGGGGCGCCUUUAUGCUGAGUGGUAUUGGCAAGAUCGCUGCCUCAUAGACCCAGGUCAAGGGCAUUGGCCAAUAUUAAAGACAUGCACUGAGGCAAUUAAUAAAGAGCUAUUUAUGUACUGGGAUUUUAAACAGGGGGCAGCUGUCAUCAAUCGGACCACCAAGAGGUGCCUGGAGAUCAAGAACCAGUCAAGUUUUUAUAUCCUUGUCCUCCGGGAGUGCACUGGCCAAAUAUGGACUAUCCAACAUACUGUCAGAGAAGGGAUGAUUUCAGGAGCUGUCAGUAGGGAAAACUUGAGAGCCUGGAAUUUUCUGACCUACUCCACUGGAAAAAGCAAAAUAUCUUACCAAGAACUUCACUGACUCAUUGAUGAAUGCAGGAAAGUUUUUAUUUUAUAUUCUUGCAAAAAUGGGUGUCCCCUAAUUCUGUAGAAUGGGAACAUAUCUACAGAGACCAGGUCAAGCUUUUUUAUAGGAUUUAGUUUGUUAGCUCUCUUUCUAACUUCAAGAUCCUGCAGGAUUCUUUCCAGGUUACACUCCUUUUUCCUUAUAAGGUGGAGAAAAGACAGAAGAAAUGUGACACUUUGAUGAAAGAAAGAUAAAUGACAAUCAUUGUGCUUGUAAAAUGGAAAAAGAAAAAUGAAACAGAAGAAAGAUUCCAAGUAUUUGUUGUUUAUGUAAAAUAUUCUUAAACUUUAACGAAUUACAUAAGUUAAAAUAAGAAGUUCUAAUAGGAUUUAAUUUGCUUCAAAUGAAUCUUUAAAAGCAAGAUUGGCAACCAUGAAUACAAGAGAAUGCAAUAAUAAAAAUAAAUAUGGUUAAGAGAAACAAUUAGGGACACCAUUUUAUUCUUAAAGGUACCACAGAUUAAUGAAAUAAAUAAAAAAUGAAAAAAAUAAAUAUAUGCCUAAUUGCAUGGAAGCUAAGUACUUAAAAACUAAACAAAGAUAAGAAGAUAUAGACAGUAAAAUAUUGUUGGAGACUUUCAGACUUAAAUGAAUCAUAAUAGAAAAAAAUAGUUUAAGGAUUUGAAGAGAAUAUUUCUUAAAAUAUCCAUGAUAGACUUUUGUGGAAGGUGGAAUGGGAAUUAUAGAGAUUUUUUUUUUUAGCAUUGAUUUUAUAAAAAAAAUUUAUAAAUUAUAUAAAUAUAUUUUGUUGAAAUUAUAAUAAUAUGAUACAUGUUAUUUGGGAGGUAGUUUGGCAAUGAGAGACAAAUGAAAAGUCAAUCUAGACAGAGAACACUGAUUUAAUUUGUCAUGUUCAGCUGCUAUGCAGGUACAUGAGAAUUGUAAAGGACCAUGGAGAACUGUUUUCUUAGCGCACAGUCUAAUUUAGUUCUUCUAACACUCACUGUCCAAUUCAGCUCAAAUCCUUAAGUGUCUGCAGAUAUCAAAAUGGAAAAAAUCUCUGCUUGUAAGGAAGGAAGGAAACAAGCUUUUAUUAAAGAUUAGUGGAUUUUUAAUAGGCCAGGCACCACAACAAGCACUUUACAAACUUUAUCUCAUCCAAUUCUCACAAUAACUCUGGGAGAGAGAUGCUAUUAUUAUCCCCAUUUUAUAGUUGAGAAAACAGAGGUAGGUAGAGGUAAAGUGAUUUGUCCAUGGCCACAGAGCUAGUAAGUGUUUGAAGUGGAUUUGAACUUAGCAUUUCCAGACACCAGGCCUUGGACCACUUACCACCUCCUUGGUGCUUUCAAGGAUUACAUUUCAAUGUAGAGCUGGGACAAGCCUGACUAAAAUUAGAACUGCUCUGAAGGAGCCAUGAACUAAUCUCAAGUGAGUUCCCAAAAAGCAAUCCUUGUGCCUGUUAAAUGGAAUAUCUGGAACUACAUUUUUUGGUACUCUCGUCUGCCUUUCCCUAUCUAUCCCUUAAGGAGCCUAGUGCCCUGCCUUCAAACAUUCAUUCUCUCAGUAAACCAGUUAUUUAGAUCAUCAGGAUUUUCCUACUGCUUCUUGAGGUCCUGCUUUUAGCUAUUCCUGGAGCCCUCAGGUUCCUUUGGAAGGCCUUCUAGGGUCACACCACAUUCCCCACCAGGACACAUGGGCAGUAGUCAUUGGACUCCUGCUCCUUCAGCUCUAAUUCACUCUUUGCAGAAAGAUGUUUGAGAGAUCAGUCAGAGGCCCCACUAUUACAUGGGAGUGGGGGGGACACAUGAGAAGAGAAAGCCAGCCUAUAUAAUGCUACAUGGGGACAUGCUGUGAGUGCUUCAGAAGCUUCACGUAGUCUUUGCUCCAAGCUUUAAGACCCUUCUGAGCAGUUCUUCUAAUUCAAGGAAUAGCAUACAAGCCCAGAUUUCUGGAGAAGUGGGAGCAAGAGGGCAGAAGAUCUUACUUCCCCUUCCUAGUAUUGGUUCUAGUAUUGGGGAAGCUGAAAAGACCCCAAGAUAGGGUAAAGCCCUUGCCUUCUCCUGCUCAGGGCAGCGCACUGGAAGAGUCCCAGAGUCUGUGGGCUAUGACAUCCCACCCCAUGGCUAAGCUUAUCAUUCUAUAAAGCCCUUCUCUGAAAGGGCUUAGCACAGUGCUUGGCACAUAGUAGUAGAUGCUUAACAAAUGCUGUUCUCCAUCUUGCUUAUUGAACGAUUAAGCACCAUCUGUGGAGGAGGGACCUUGUAAAUGAUAUUCAUUCACUUUGUCCAGGAUAUGGGUUAAGUGGAAGGUAUGAAAGAGAGGGAUUUUAAAAUGUGUCUAAUGAAAAAUAAAUUUGAAGUAUGUACAAAUGGAAAAUAAUUAAAAUAUAUAUAUUAUUCCAAUUACAUGUAAAAACAAUUUUUAACAUUUGUUUUUAAAAUUUUGAAUUCUAAAUUCUCUCACUCCUUGAGAAAGUAAUUUUAUAUAGAUAUACAUAUGUAAUCAUGCAAAAUAUUUCCAUAUUAGUUACAUUGUAAAAGAAAACAUAGACCAAACAACCAAAAAAAAAACAAGAAAAAUGAAGGCAGUACAAAAGUAUGCUUUGAUCUGCAUUACUACUCCAUCAGUAUUUUCUCUAUAGGUGGAAAAUAUUUUACAACUUAUAUCCUUUGGCAUUGUCUUACAUUAUUAUUUUGCUGAGAAUAGUUAAGUCUUUCAUAUUUGAUCAUCAUAUAAUACUGCUAUUGUUGUAUACGAUGUUUUUCUGCUUCUGCCCUCUUCAUUUUGUAUCAAUUCAUGAGUCUUUCCAGAUUUUUCUGAAAGCAUUCUUUUCGUCAUUUCCUAUUGCACAAUAGCAUUCUAUCACAAUCACAUAUUACAACUUUUCUAGUCAUUCCCCAGUUGAUGGGCAUAAGCUAAAUUGCAAUUCUUUGUUACAAAAAGAGCUACUAUAAAUAUUUUUGUACAUAUAGGACCUUUUUCUUUUUUUAAAUCUCUUUGGGAUACAGACUUAGUACAAUUUUAUAAUACCUUGAAUAGUUGCUCUCUAGAAUAGUUGGAUCAAUUGACAAUUUUAACAACAGUGUAUUCAUGUCCCAUUUCCCCCAAAUCCCCUCCAACAUUUGUCAUUUUCAUUUUUUGUCAUAUUAGACAAUCUAAUAGGUAUGAGGUACUUCAGAGUUGUUUCAAUUUGCAUUUUACUCAGAGAGUAAUUUUAAGAGGUACAGAGUAUUGACAAUCCAGGUGAUCUGCUCUGUAGAAAGUGACACUGAACUGUUCUGAGUUCUGUUCUGAAUUCUGAGAGAUUAUAAUGAAGAAUGAGUUUAUUCUAGUCAUAGUCUAGUCACAAGUAUGAGAAGUUGAACGUUUUAUAAAAAGAAAUGGAUAGUUUAGCUGUAACAGAGUAUAGGAAAUAUAAGAAAAAGUCUUAUUGGAGGAUCUUAAAUAUUACACUUAGGAUUUUAUAUUUCAUCCUAGAGUCGAGAUCAAAUCACUGAAGUUGACACAGGUGUGAAACUGGGUUUCAGGAAUAUUAUCUUGGCUGCUGUGUAGAUAAUGAAUUGUAGAAGGGAGAAAAUAGAGGCAAUAAGACAUGCAGGUGAUGUCAUAGAGAAGGCUUAAGAGUCAAGGGCUACUCUAAGAUUUUAAACUUAGGUGACUAGAAGGAUAGCAGUAUUCUCAAUAGAAUUAGGGGAGUCUAGAGCAGGGUGGGUUUGGGAGGAAACUAUAAUGUGUACUAUUUUGAACAGGUUGAAUUUGAGAUGUCCAAGAGACAUCCGAGUAGAAAUGCUCAACAAGUGGAUGACUGGGAGAGUGGAAUUGGAUUGAAGUAAUGGAGGAUAGAUCCUAAACGACCUAUUCAGUAAUGAAAUAGGAGAUAGGCUAGAUGUCUUUUAAAAAUUUUCUUUAAGCAAUAUAAAUUUGGAGAUAUACAUAUAUCUCUAUGUAUAUCUCUAAUUUAAUUCUUCUAACACUCACUGUCCAAUUCAGCUCAAAUCCUUAAGUGUAACUGAUUUGGAGAUAGAUCUUAUGAGGCAUUGUAUAUCAGACUGAGAAGCCUAAUAGGCUUGCUCUGUAAGCCCUGAAAAACAGGACUUGGAGGAAGAGAUAGUUGGCCAUCUCUCUGGAUUCCUAUUCCUACUAUUCUUAUAUAGUCAUGGUACUGGUUAGAUAAAUAAUGGACUAUAUGCCUUUUAAAAAUUUCCUUAGUAUAACAAUAGCCAUUAUUGUUAAUAAUGAUAAUACAGUCAUCCUUUAAAGGUAUCCCCCUCAACUCCCAAUCUUCAAUAUCAUUUUCAAAGCUUUAUUAAUUCUAUAAUGGGCUAUCCCCUAUCACCCACCAGACUCCUGCUACUGAAGGAACUCAUCUUAAUAGAGGACUUUAAAAACUUUUAGGCAUAUACAAUUUUUAGGAACUUGGAAAGGGCAGAGAGAAGAGGGCCACAGACAUAAUAAAGGGGUUAGAUAAUAUGAUUCAUGAGGAAAUAAUAAAGUAAGUCAGAUCAUUUGAUUUGAGACAGAGAUGGCUGAGAUAGCAUUUUUAUCAGAUUUGCAGAUGGCAUAUAGCUGGGAAGGAUAGAUAACACUCUGGAUGAUAGAAUAUAUCUUGACAGGUUAGAAAGGUGCCCAGUGUUUAUACCCCAAAGAGAUACUAAAGAAGGGAAAGGGACCUGUAUGUGCCAAAAUGUUUGUGGCAGCCCUGUUUGUAAUGGCUAGAAGCUGGAAAAUGAAUGGAUGCCCAUCAAUUGGAGAAUGGUUGAGUAAAUUGUGGUAUAUGAAUGUUAUGGAAUAUUAUUGUUCUGUAAGAAAUGACCAGCAGGAUGAAUACAGAGAGGACUGGCGAGACUUACAUGAACUGAUGCUAAGUGAAAUGAGCAGAACCAGGAGAUCAUUAUAUACCUCAACAACGAUACUGUUUGAGGAUGUAUUCUGAUGGAAGUGGAUCUCUUCGAUAAAGAGAGCUAAUUCAGUUUCAAUUGAUCAAGGAUGGACAGAAGCAGCUACACUCAAAGAAAGAACACUGGAAAAUGAAUAUAAACUGCUUGCAUUUCUGUUUUUCUUCUCGGGUUAUUUAUACCUUCUGAAUUCAAUUCUCCCUGUGCAACAAGAGAACUGUUUGGUUCUGCACACAUAUAUUGUAUCUAGGAUAUACUAUAACCUAUUUAACAUGUAAAGGACUGCUUGCCAUCUAGGGGAGAGGGUGGAGGGAGAGAGGGGAAAAAUCGGAACAGAAGUGAGUGCAAGGGAUAAUUGUGUAAAAAAUUAUCCUGGCAUGGAUUCUGUCAAUAAAAAGUUAUUAUAAAAAAAAAAAAAGAAUAAUGGUGCCUGAUGUGAAACAUAUAGAGGAAAAUGUGAAGAACUGUACUUGGAUUCCAAGGAUCAUUCGUUUGUACAGCACAAGGAAGAUGAGAAUUAGCCAAUCAACAAAUAUUUUCUAAGCAUCUACUACUAUGUGUUGAACACUUUGCUAAGUUCUGGAGUUACUAGAAUAAAAACUGAAACCAUCAACAAUGCUAGAUAUUAUCAGAAAUCAAUUUACAUGACAAAAAAGGAACUUAGGAAUU